This is a messenger RNA of Psylliodes chrysocephalus, 971 nucleotides long. NCBI's taxonomy places the organism in Eukaryota, Metazoa, Arthropoda, Insecta, Coleoptera, Chrysomelidae. The record is from the annotation of a GenBank genome assembly.
UGUCUGUGUCUCUGUCUGUGUCUCUGUCUGUGUCUCUGUCUGUGUCUGUGUCUCUGUCUGUGUCUCUGUCUGUGUCUCUGUCUGUGUCUCUGUCUGUGUCUCUGUCUGUGUCUCUGUCUGUGUCUCUGUCUGUGUCUCUGUCUGUAUCUCUGUCUGUGUCUCUGUCUGUGUCUCUGUCUGUGUCUCUGUCUGUGUCUCUGUCUGUGUCUCUGUCUGUGUCUCUGUCUGUGUCUCUGUCUGUGUCUCUGUCUGUGUCUCUGUCUGUGUCUCUGUCUGUGUCUCUGUCUGUGUCUCUGUCUGUGUCUCUGUCUGUGUCUCUGUCUGUGUCUCUGUCUGUGUCUCUGUCUGUGUCUCUGUCUGUGUCUCUGUCUGUGUCUCUGUCUGUGUCUCUGUCUGUGUCUCUGUCUGUGUCUCUGUCUGUGUCUCUGUCUGUGUCUCUGUCUGUGUCUCUGUCUGUGUCUCUGUCUGUGUCUCUGUCUGUGUCUCUGUCUGUGUCUCUGUCUGUGUCUCUGUCUGUGUCUCUGUCUGUGUCUCUGUCUGUGUCUCUGUCUGUGUCUCUGUCUGUGUCUCUGUCUGUGUCUCUGUCUGUGUCUCUGUCUGUGUCUCUGUCUGUGUCUCUGUCUGUGUCUCUGUCUGUGUCUCUGUCUGUGUCUCUGUCUGUGUCUCUGUCUGUGUCUCUGUCUGUGUCUCUGUCUGUGUCUCUGUCUGUGUCUCUGUCUGUGUCUCUGUCUGUGUCUCUGUCUGUGUCUCUGUCUGUGUCUCUGUCUGUGUCUCUGUCUGUGUCUCUGUCUGUGUCUCUGUCUGUGUCUCUGUCUGUGUCUCUGUCUGUGUCUCUGUCUGUGUCUCUGUCUGUGUCUCUGUCUGUGUCUCUGUCUGUGUCUCUGUCUGUGUCUCUGUCUGUGUCUCUGUCUGUGUCUCUGUCUGUGUCUCUGUCUGUGUCUCUGUCUGUGUCUCUGUCUGUGUCUCUGUCU